Molecule: messenger RNA, 1899 nt
Organism: Clupea harengus (Atlantic herring)
Lineage: Eukaryota; Metazoa; Chordata; Actinopteri; Clupeiformes; Clupeidae
Gene: asb1
Product: ankyrin repeat and SOCS box containing 1
Biological process (GO): ubiquitin-dependent protein catabolic process; protein ubiquitination; intracellular signal transduction
Cellular component (GO): ubiquitin ligase complex
Molecular function (GO): protein binding
Source: RefSeq, a predicted model, not a curated record
CAAGCGUCCAAGUGAAACAGAACACGGAACUUCCAUGAUGACAGCAGUGCAAAAUCAAAACAGUGCUUACAGCCAUACAUCCACUGUAUUCCACGUUAGCGCGUUCAUUUACUGAUUUAAUGCAUAAAUAUCGGCUUAUAGAUUAACUCGGAAAUGGCAGACGGGGGCGACACAGAAGGAGAUGUUGAUGAUCCUCUCAACAAAGGCUGUCGGCUCAUAUCUGUUACAGAUCUCCCUAGUAUCACACCUGCAGGGCAGAAUCUGAAGGAAUGGUUGCAGGAGCAGUUCUGCGACCAACCGGCUGACCAAUGCGAGGACAUGCGUCUCCAUAAUUCUGCCCAUGUCGGUGACCUGAACACUCUAAAGAGUCUUCUAGAGGAGGACGGUUUCAAACGGCGAAUUAAUGAAAAGUCUGUGUGGUGCUGUGGCUGGCUCCCCUGCACGCCACUCCGCAUUGCUGCUACCGCUGGCCACAGUGACUGUGUGGACUUCCUGCUCUGUCAGGGGGCUAAGGUGGACCUAGUGGACGUGAAGGGCCAGACAGCACUGUACGUGGCGGUGGUCAAUGGACACCUGGACUGUGUACAUAUUCUCCUGGAGGCUGGAGCGAACCCCAACGGCAGCCGCCACCACCGCAGCACCCCACUCUACCACGCAGCUCGAGUGGGCCGCCACGAUAUCCUUCAGGAGCUCAUCAAGUUCAAUGCUGACGUGGAUGUGGACUACCAGUUGGGCCUGCACUCCGCUCCGUCUGCCCCUCGCACACUCAGCACGCUGGGGCUGUGCCCUCUCUACAUCACUGCUGCCUACCACCACCUGCCCUGCUUCCGCCUGCUGCUCAGCGCCGGGGCCAAUCCCGACUACAACUACAGUGGCCCGGUUAGCCGCGAGGCGCUAGCUCGGAGCCCGGCCUCCUGCCUGCUGGACGCGGUGCUCACACACGGCUGUCAGCCCGCCUUCGUCAGCGUUCUGCUGGAGCACGGAGCCGACCCUUACCUGGUGCCCUGGGAGGAGCCGGAGCCAGAGGUGGCGGGCCGACGCAGGGUGGAGCCAGAAGCACUGCACGUCUACCAGGAGGCCAGAAGAUGCCCACGCAGGCUGACACACCUGUGCCGGCUGGCUGUGCGGAGGGCCAUGGGGAAACCACGCCUGGGGCACAUCCCCUCCCUCCCCCUGCCGGAGGCCAUCAAGAGCUUCCUGCUGCACCUGGACUGACCAGCGCCCCUGAUGCUGCUGCUGCUGUUGCCGCUGCCACAGCUUUGUGUGGUUGAGCUCUGCAACAUCCUUUGCCUUUGGACUGCUGCUGAUACCAUUGUUAAGUUUUCCAGUUGCCUAUGCACAUAGUAGCACGAGCACAUGACUGUUAUUUUUAAUAUUGAUCAUUUUACCUUUAUGUUUAAGUUAUUGCUGCCUUGUAUCUUUGGGAAACAUUGCUACUGCCACUCUAGGCACUUUAAACACUGCUUAUCCAAGCACUUAUUAGAUACAAAAGGCAGCACACUUGUGAAGAAACUGAACUCCACGUCAUCAGAAUGUGGUCUGGGAAAACGUCAGAUAGCAUCGUUUAGAAUGAACAGUCUUCUGGCAGUGAACAUUUGGACCACCCUUCCUCAGCAUUUCUUUGGCAGUCACCAGGGGUAUGUUGAAACAAAUAACAGAUCGGCAAUGCAGAUUAUUUGGUAUGAUUGAACGCCCUAUCAAAGAUUACGAUUUUUGUUGUGCCUUUGUAUCCCAUUUACCUUUGAACCUCCCACUGGGUCAGUUUACCUCAUUCUUUAAAAAAAAAAAAGUCCUGUGAAUGAAUUGCACCUCUUCGUGUUCUGCUCGGACGUGCUGUGUGAGCUGCGCCUUAAGUCUGCUAAUGUGUGCUGCUAAUUAAAGUCACAUACUUGUUCUGUU